Molecule: messenger RNA, 1137 nt
Organism: Choloepus didactylus (southern two-toed sloth)
Lineage: Eukaryota; Metazoa; Chordata; Mammalia; Pilosa; Megalonychidae
Gene: ART5
Product: ADP-ribosyltransferase 5
Exons: 4
Coding region: 1-927 (308 amino acids)
Molecular function (GO): NAD+ poly-ADP-ribosyltransferase activity; NAD+-protein-arginine ADP-ribosyltransferase activity
Source: RefSeq, a predicted model, not a curated record
AUGAUGGCAUUUCUGCUCAUCGCCCUCAGCUGUCUCGGUCUCCACACCCUCUGGCAGGCCCAGGCUGUUCCCAUCUUGCCCCUGGGCUUGGCUCCAGACACCUUCGAUGAUGCCUAUGUGGGCUGCUCGGAGGAGAUGGAGGAGAAGGCAGCCGCCCUGCUAAAGGAGGAGAUGGCCCGCCAUGCUCUGCUGCGGGAGUCCUGGAAGGCAGCUCAGGGAGCCUGGGAGCACAGGCAUCAAGGGCUCACCCUGCCCCCUGGCUUCCAGGCCCAGCACGGAGUGGCCAUCCUGGUCUACACCAACUCAUCUAACACCUUGUACUGGGAGCUGAACCAGGCUGUGAGGACAGGUGGUGGCUCCCAGGAGCUCUACAUGAGGCACUUUCCUUUCAAGGCCCUGCAUUUCUACCUGACCCGGGCCCUGCAGCUGCUGCGGGGCAGCGGGGGCUGCAGCAGGAAACCUGGGGAGGUGGUGUUCCGCGGUGUGGGCAGCCUUCGCUUCGAACCCAAGAGGCUGGGGGACUCUGUGCGCUUGGGCCAAUUCGCCUCCAGCUCCCUGGAUGAGGCAGUGGCCCGCAGAUUUGGUAAUGCCACCCUCUUCUCUCUAAGGACUUGCUUUGGGGCCCCUAUCCAGGCCCUGUCUGUCUUUCCUGAAGAGCGUGAGGUGCUGAUUCCCCCCCAUGAAGUAUUCUUGGUCACCAGAUUCUCCCAGGAUGGACCCCGGAGCCUAGUGACUCUCUGGAGCUAUAAUCAGACCUGCAGCCACUUUAACUGUGCCUAUCUCGGUGGGGAGAAGAGCUGGGGCUGUAUGUCGAUACCAACAGGGGAGCAGCCAGAAUCACCCUCCAAGGGGGUCUUUUCUCUGCUUUCCUGGAAGAACCUUCUCUUGGCCCCAGAGGGGUUCCAGCUCUCAGGAGCUGGGCCCUGAAGGUUCAAUACCUGCCAUUCAGGAGUCCUGGGAACUGAUGACUUCAUGUGAAGAAGUGGGGCAUCAAACAGCCUCAAGAAAGAAAAACAUGGUUCCAGCCCCAGCCCCAGCCGCCGUCUCCCUAAGGCCAGGAUGUGGGGGAACCUGAAGCCAUGGUAGAGUGGAAGGAGCCACGCUGCCACGCUGUGUGGUGGGGACUUCCCGGAAAAA